UGAUCAAACACGAUGGUUGAUUGUCUUCUAGUGUUUUCUGAAUGAUACAUCUGUGCAUCAAGUUGCUGUCAACUGGUUGUGCCAUGAUAUCGGAGGGAGAAAGACAAAAAAGAGGAUGAGAGGGUAAAAGAGAGAAAGGAGGGUGGGAUGGAGGGAGGCUGCAAAUGGCAGCUUCUGUGACACCACAGGAGGGAGGGAGGAAGGGAGAGAGUGAGCAAGAAAUAGUCAGAGGGAGAGAGUGUGUGUGAGAGAGAGAACAGCAGUCCAACUAGAUCAGAUUGCAAAAGAUUGAUAGAGGGAACUGGUUAGAUAAUCAGCAGUGAGGCAAAAUUUUACAGCUUUGUGGGAAAUGUGAAGGAUAGACUUCAUGCUAGUAAAAGUAAGGGAUGAGUAGAAGACCAGCUGAAGACAUUUUCUCAGAAGAUGGAGAUACAAAACCUUGAAUUUUCACUGGGAUAGUCCUCUUUACACAUUUUGUACCUGUUUUGUACAUCCAGCAGAGGCUUGGGACAAGGUUCUGUGAUUCAGUGUAACUGCACUCACAACAGCUACUGAAAACCAGAGGCAAGAUAGCAAGCAAGGAUGAAGAAAUUCAAAGAGGGUCUGUGCUGUGUGCCGAAGAUGAUGGAGUGGUUUUCUUCAGUAUUUGAGUAACAUAUAGUGAAGGAGCAGCUGUGGUGGCAGAUGCAGAGAAUGCCUCAGUUUGGUUAACAGUGACACUGGGAGAGAAGAGACCUCCUUUUACUUAUGCGACCUGGGGGAGGACAGGUAGAAAUAAAGGGACUGGAUUAAAGUACACGGCUCCCUCCCAGCUCCGUGUAUAUGACUCACUAAAAUGCAGCUUAGCCAGUGAUCAAGCUGUGAGGGGCCACGAUCACACACUGGGACACCAGGCCUGCCCUUCUGCUCUAAGUCUGCAGCUGGAGACGCCACCAGGAGCAUGAGUGUGGGAAGGAUCAAUCGCUACAGCAUUGUGUCAUCUGAGGAAGAAGGCCUCCGGCUCACUACCAUGCAUGGCAUGAACGGCUUUGGCAAUGGCAAGAUCCACACACGCCGCAAAUGCCGCAACCGCUUUGUCAAAAAGAAUGGCCAGUGCAAUGUGCAGUUUACCAAUAUGGAUGACAAAUCACAGCGCUACAUGGCUGACAUCUUCACCACAUGUGUCGAUAUUCGCUGGCGGUGGAUGCUGGUGGUCUUCACACUUGUGUUUGUUGUCUCCUGGCUGGUCUUCGGCGUGGCCUUUUGGGUCAUUGCUUUGGUGCAUGGAGAUCUGGAUAACCCAGGGGGAGAUGACAACUUCACCCCAUGUGUCCUGCAGGUCAAUGGAUUUGUGGCUGCCUUUCUAUUCUCCAUUGAAACACAGUCUACCAUAGGUUACGGCUACCGCUGUGUGACUGAGGAGUGCCCAGUGGCUGUCUUCAUGGUGGUCCUUCAGUCCAUAGUGGGAUGCAUAAUCGAUUGCUUCAUGAUUGGCGCCAUCAUGGCCAAGAUGGCGAGGCCUAAAAAGCGAGCACAAACACUAUUGUUUAGCCACAAUGCUCUCAUUGCCAUGCGGGAUGGAAAACUGUGCCUCAUGUGGAGGGUAGGGAAUCUACGCAAGAGCCACAUUGUAGAGGCCCAUGUCAGGGCACAACUCAUCAAACCUCGGAUCACUGAUGAAGGGGAAUAUAUUCCUCUAGACCAGAUAGACAUUAAUGUGGGCUUUGAUAAAGGCUUCGACAGGAUAUUCUUGGUUUCACCCAUCACUAUUCUCCAUGAGAUAGAUGAGGAGAGCCCCCUUUUUGGGAUCAGCAAACAGGACUUGGAGACAGCAGACUUUGAAAUUGUCGUCAUCUUGGAGGGGAUGGUUGAAGCAACUGCCAUGACCACACAGGCUCGUAGCUCCUACUUGGCCUCAGAGAUCCUUUGGGGUCACCGCUUCGAACCAGUCUUGUUUGAGGAGAAGAACCUGUACAAGGUGGAUUACUCUCACUUUAACAAAACCUACGAGGUGCCGUCCACCCCCCGCUGCAGUGCCAAGGACAUGGUGGAGAGCAAGUUCCUAGUCCCCAGCUCUAACUCUUUCUGCUAUGAAAACGAGCUGGCCUUCCUAAACCGUGAUGAAGACGACAAGGAUGCAGGGGGAGGGAGCAGGGCACUGGCAAACCUCAGUCCAGACCGGAACACCCGACAAGAAUUUGAACGAUUGCAGGUCACCAGGGCACUGGAUCAAAGGUCAUAUCGAAGAGAGUCGGAAAUAUGACCUCUACCCAUUGAUCCAGGGUCAACUCUCAAAAACUUUAUCUUAGGGUAAAAAUGCAGAACAAUGCAAAGUGCCAUAGGAAAAGCUGACUACUGUGAAAAAUUGAAAAAGAAAUAAGACAAGAAUAAGAGGGACUUAACUGGAAGGGAUGGGAAAAGCAGGCGUACACAGCUUUGAAAAUUGUGGUAAGGAAUGUCUACAAUCAAGGAGAAGGCUAGACCUUCUUCCUUCAUGGAAACUUGAACCUUUUUUCACACGGUCAUUCUGAGUUAAGUGUGUUUAACAAUAGUGCAUCAAAAAACUAUUGGGACAGGACCUUAUAAUCAAAUUUUAGGUGUAAAUACAUUGCUUAGAUUAGUUAUGUUUUGUGUGCAGUAUCAGUUUCCAAAAUCACUGCUAAAAAACUGAAAUUAUCAUUUCAACUUAUUCUUGGGCACAAAUAACAGUGCUACAAGCUUUCUCUUAAGCUGUCCUCACAUUGGUGUUAUUUACCGGACAUGUGUCCAGUGACACAUUGAAAAUUUGUGCACUGCAGCAUUCAGAUGCAAUGAGCCAUGAAAUAACGUCUGACCAUGAGCCACUAAGAACAACAUAAUUUAACACCUUCAUUUUAGUAUUGGUGUGAUCCAAAAUCUACCAAUGUAGGGAGAGCAGGCUUUAACUGCACUAUGAAAAACAUAAAGGAAUAUGUAGAACAGAAAUGAAACUGCAGAGAAAAACACUUUUUACAAUCUCUAAAUGUCUCAUAU
This is a messenger RNA of Monopterus albus (swamp eel), 2991 nucleotides long. It is a transcript of the gene kcnj12a, whose product is annotated as potassium inwardly rectifying channel subfamily J member 12a. Gene Ontology annotation, molecular function: inward rectifier potassium channel activity. Gene Ontology annotation, cellular component: plasma membrane. The record is from RefSeq and is a predicted model, not a curated record. The transcript is spliced from 2 exons. Lineage: Eukaryota; Metazoa; Chordata; Actinopteri; Synbranchiformes; Synbranchidae. Gene Ontology annotation, biological process: regulation of monoatomic ion transmembrane transport; potassium ion import across plasma membrane. The coding region runs from base 941 to 2242 and encodes 433 amino acids.